AUGGAAAUUCAUAUGAAAUCUUCACCAAAAUUUUUAUCAUCUAAUUUUUUUGGAGGUUCAAAGAAUACAUUAAAUUCUAUGUAUAAUGAAAAUAAUGUUAAUUUUUUAAAAGGUGGAAUAUUACCUCCAGCAUUGUUACAUGAAUCAAAAGUUCCGAAAUUUUAUAUUGAAGCAAUAAAAUGUUGUGGAGCAUUUAAUAAAAAUCAAAAUCCUACCAUAUCUCAAGUUCAAAGCCUUAUGUUGACAUCUCAAUUACCAAUUGAAGUAUUAAAAAAAAUAUGGUGCUUUGUAAAUAUAAAAUCUUCUAAUCAUUUAACACGUCAAGAGUUUUAUUCAUGUUUGGCAUUAAUUGCUUUAGUACAAAAAAAGAUGUCCAUAAGUGAUUUAAGUACCGUAACACAAUUGCCAAUUCCUUUUUUACAAACAUUUCAAGGUAUAGAUAGCAAAAGCGACAAAGAAAUUUUUAAAAAUAAUCUACAAGGACAAACUUUUUUUGAUGUGAAAGAAAGUAAUGAAAAAGAUGUUUGGAAAACACAAAAUAUUGUAGAGAAAAAUACAAACAAUUUUAAUAAUUCUCAUCUUAAAAAAUUAAAAAAAGAUUGGGAUACAAUAAUUAAUAUAUGUAUCAAAAUAAUUGAUGAAAGUAAUAAUAUUUUGACAAAAUCAAUAUCAUCUUCAUCUCAAGUAUCAAAAACUACAAAAGGUAAAAUUUUUAUUAUUUCAUUAAAUAAUAUUCAUCAAAUGGUAAAAAGAAUAGCUGCAAGUGUUACAACAUACAAAAUGAAUGACAAAGAAAUAACAGGCAAAAUUCAGAUAUUUAGUGAGACAUGGGCUAAUUUACUAGAACUUUCAUUUUUUAAUGAAACAUUAGAAAAAAAUCAAUUAAUUAUAAAUAAAUUUGACCAAAAUAUGACGACAAAAAAUUUUUAUUGUUCAAUUUGCCUACGAAUGAUAACAUCAAUUCCAAUUAAUUUUGAAAAUUAUACAUAUCACAGUGAAUGUAGUAAUUUUUGGAUAAAUUUUGUUAACAUAGUUUUACCUAAACAUUGUAAUAAAUCGUAG
This is a messenger RNA of Strongyloides ratti, 1062 nucleotides long. RefSeq names its product EPS15 homology (EH) domain and EF-hand domain pair-containing protein. Gene Ontology annotation, cellular component: clathrin coat of trans-Golgi network vesicle. The coding region runs from base 1 to 1062 and encodes 353 amino acids. The record is from RefSeq and is a predicted model, not a curated record. Lineage: Eukaryota; Metazoa; Nematoda; Chromadorea; Rhabditida; Strongyloididae. Gene Ontology annotation, molecular function: protein binding. The transcript has 3 exons.